GGUCAGCGGUAACACCAUUGAGGCACGUGGAGUAACAAGAUGGCGUCCAAGGKGAAGACUGUACGAGAAAGCUCUCUGAAGAGAAAACAGGUCAACAUAGCCGUGAAUGCAUUGCUMAAUCACGUUAAAGAGAAUCAAUCCAAAAAAACAAGUUUACUUGGUGAUGAACAGUCUUUAUGGCUAAUAAUGGCAUUGAAGAAAGUUCCUGCUCCAGAUAGGAAGCCAAAGAGAAUUCCGCUUAGCAACUCAUUGCUUCCUGAUGACACUGAAGUUUGCUUGAUUACCAAAAGAGAAGGGAAAUUGGCCAAGGAACUCUUGAAGUCUGCUKGUGUUACAUCAGUUAAAAAGGUUAUCAGUUUGGCAAAACUCAAGAAGAAUUACAAAUCUUAUGAAUCUAAGCGACAGCUUGCUUCCUUGUAUGAUGUGUUURUCUGUGAUGAUACCAUUUACCAUUUGCUGCCUAGAGUCUUGGGAAAGGCAUUCUUUUCACGAAAAAAAUUUCCAAUUCCUGUUGAUCUUAAAAAGAAAGAUCUCAAUGGAGAGAUGAAUAAAAUUUUAAAAAGUACAUAUAUGUCCUUGGGUCAGGGCCCUUGUAGUGCCAUUCGAAUUGGACACACUGGACAGAACACAGGAGAAGUGGUAGCAAACAUCAUUGAAGCAACAAAACACAUUGCCAGUAUUGUUCCUCGUGGAUGGAAAAAUAUCAAAUCACUAAAUAUCAAAACCUCAGAUUCAAUAUCUUUACCUAUACAUAACUCACUUCCCGACAUACCAACCACUGUAAAUACAGGACAGACAGACAACAAACAAGAGAAAAUACCAGCCACUGAGGAAACAAAUACAGAACAAACAGAUAUUUCAUCAAGCAAGAAAAAGGAGAAAAAAGGAACAAAAGGAAAAAGGCAAAAAAUAAUUGAGAAAAUUGAAUCUGAGUAACAAUUAGAAUAUAAAUUGUUAGUACAGCAUCCCAUUCUAUGUUCUUGUCUACACAAUAUUGGAAUAAAACAUUUUUAUAAAUGA
Exaiptasia diaphana is the source of this 1020-nucleotide messenger RNA. RefSeq names its product ribosomal L1 domain-containing protein 1. The record is from RefSeq and is a predicted model, not a curated record. The transcript is spliced from 6 exons. Gene Ontology annotation, cellular component: 90S preribosome. NCBI's taxonomy places the organism in Eukaryota, Metazoa, Cnidaria, Anthozoa, Actiniaria, Aiptasiidae. Bases 40 to 936 code for a protein of 298 amino acids.